AUGUUAGCAAAUUAAGAAUUUAGUUGCAGAAUCCCACACCACAAAGUUAUCAAUAAAAAGAUAGUCUAUGUAGUCAUAUUCGUAUCUCAUUCGUAUUGUUCAGCCAAAGUUUAACAUCUCAGAUAUUCGGAUGCUGAAAAACUGCAUAACAAAAUCGAUAAGUAACUAUAGCAAUUACGACAAUCCGUCAAUUUACCGUCCUUUCCUGGAAAGAAAUUGUUUGGUAGUCACAAUGACUCCGAAUCGGGCAUCUUAAGACGUAGAUCUGAUCUCCAAGAUUAUUUCAAUCAACUAUUAAAGAUUGACAAACUGUAUUCUCUCCCUUGCUUGAAACAAUUACUACCCGAUAUCAACGAUGACAAAAGUGAUCUCGUUUAAUAUUUGGAAGACAGACCACUUUAAUAGUAUAACUUCAUUAUCGAUUCAUAUCAACAAUUGGAUAUGUUCGUCUUGUACUUCGUGUAAGUCAUUGACAACUUCAACAAAUCCAAAUGGAGAUUCAAAACCAGAUACUCCGAUCUUAGAGACAUUCAUCAGGCACUCAAGGAAUAAACCAAAAUAGUACUACCUGAAUUUCCAAAAAGAAAAAUAUUUGGCAUCACCAAUGACGAUCCUCAAGAAAUUGAAACUAGAAAGUGCAAUUUAUAAGCCUACUUAAACUCACUCUAUGCGUAUUCAAUUAUCUUUAAAUAGAGUAACCCAGAACUAAUGAAUUCAGAGAUCUUGGAUUACUUCAUUCAAAAUAGUAGGAGAGAAUCCAAAAAACUAUAGAAAUAUGAUGAGCAGAAGAUCUUACUAAAAAUGAAACUUAAAUAGAAGUAGUAGAAAGAGAAGCAAAUUGAACAGCUAUAACAGAAACUAUUGCACAAUAAUGAGAAUUCAAAAAAUGAAAUUAAUACUACCGAUAAACCUAGACUUAACUCCAUCAAAAGAUUACCAAAGAAGGGUCUCUUCACAAUUAAGGAACAACUGGAUAAAUUAGAGGAUGACAACACUACACUCAUUAGAUAUAGUUCAAUACCAUCCAAUCCCUUGACUUAAUUUGGUCAACUGCUUAUCGCCAAACAAUCAGACCAAACCUACGAGAAGGCCAAUUCUGAACCUGAAAUUAGCAAUCAGGACAUGGAUUUUGAAUAGUUAGAUGAGAACAUUCAAAUUCAAAAUGAAAUAAUGCCAAAGGAUCAAGAAGGAUAAUGA
Messenger RNA from Paramecium tetraurelia, 1197 nucleotides. RefSeq lists its product as uncharacterized. Gene Ontology annotation, biological process: intracellular protein transport. Gene Ontology annotation, molecular function: phosphatidylinositol binding. The record is from RefSeq and is a predicted model, not a curated record. Gene Ontology annotation, cellular component: early endosome. The transcript is spliced from 4 exons. NCBI's taxonomy places the organism in Eukaryota, Ciliophora, Oligohymenophorea, Peniculida, Parameciidae.